AUGAACGCCCAGCAACGCGCGCUCCUUGAGGAGCAUCAAGCCUUGCCUCCGGACCUUACAGAUGAGCAGAUGAGGGCCACUGGCCCCGGCAGCGCCUUCAUCGCCGUGAUCCGCGGCAUGAUUCGCAAGACGCCCGGCACCUACGAGAGCAUCGUUCAGCUCCUCAUCAGCAUGGAACCCGAGAUGCGUAACGCUUCGACCUCCUCAUCCGCCCCCGCUGAUUCGCUGCCGCGCUCGACGCGCAAUGUCACUCCAAGCUUGCCGUUGGGAUCGUACAAUAACGAGUACGCCCCGGGCUUCAUCAACACCAACUGGGAGUACAAGGACCUGGGCCCAGGCGAUCUUGUGCCAGAUCCGACCGUGUCCGGCAAUGCCCAUUACCUUGCUGUUACGGACGAGGAUAGCGGUGACAACGACGACGCUGGCGACGGUUCUCAGCAGCAGGACGAGGUUCAAGAGCAGCAUCAAGAGCAGCAGCCGCAACAGCAGCAGCAGCCCAAGCCAGCCAACAACCUCCAAGACCCCGGCCCCGGUCCUGCCACACCCGUUCAGUCUGAUCAGCCCGUUCAGUCGGAUCAGCCCGCUCAGUCGGAUCAGCCCGCUCAGUCGGAUCAGCCUGCUCAGCCCGCUCAGUCCGCUCAGUCCGCUCACGAGCAGCCUCACUCUAGCGCCUCCCAGCCUGCCGUCCAGCCUGCCCAGCCUACUGUCCAGCCUACUGUCCAGCCCGCCCAGCCGGCCACCCAGCCCGUCGUCGCAGACAACCAGCCCCCCACCACGGGCACCGCCACGGGCACCACCACGGGCACCACCACGGACACCACCGCCCCGACCGAAACCCGCACCGCCUUCUUCAUCCGCACCAUGGGCGAAGCCGCGCUGAUCAUCCGCGAGGACCGCUACGAGUCGGACGGCAGCCGGCACUGCCCGCUCGAGCCGCGCGAGACGUGCGAGGGCUAUCCCGAGUUCAAGCGGCGCUUCGACGCCGCGAUGCGCAAGUGGCGGCGGGCGCAGCGGAACAACGGCGGCGGCGGCGCCGGCGCCCGGGCGGUGGCGGUCGAGUGCAGGGGGGAGAUGCUUGCCGAGAUCGAGGAGUGCCUGACGAGGAUCGUGGACGCGUUGACGGCGGGGGAGGUGUUGGCGGUGGUGCAGGGGUGGAUGAACUGA
Messenger RNA from Diplodia corticola, 1164 nucleotides. RefSeq lists its product as uncharacterized. The transcript is spliced from 4 exons. Bases 1 to 1164 code for a protein of 387 amino acids. Lineage: Eukaryota; Fungi; Ascomycota; Dothideomycetes; Botryosphaeriales; Botryosphaeriaceae. The record is from RefSeq and is a predicted model, not a curated record.